This is a messenger RNA of Linepithema humile (Argentine ant), 1941 nucleotides long. Its product is annotated as KIF-binding protein. Lineage: Eukaryota; Metazoa; Arthropoda; Insecta; Hymenoptera; Formicidae. The record is from RefSeq and is a predicted model, not a curated record.
GUGUCAUAGGCAGCUACACCUAUAAAUGUAAAACACACUUAAAAGAAUUUGGGUUGUUUUCCAGCAAAGGACACAAGUUGACACAAAUCGACACAAGUAUCAUUCUGUCUUUGUUCGAUAUUCAAUGAGCAACAGAGAGAAUAAUACUUUUGUGUCGCUUGUGUCUCUUGGUGGAAAACUACCUUGUUAGACGUAAGAUCUGAUUAUGAGAAAAAGUUUAAUCGGUUAAGUUUCCUUGCUGAAAAACACUUAUAGUUGACAAAGAGCGAUACGUUUAAACUUUCUGUGUAUAAUCACAUUUUACGAGUUGAUACAAGGAAUUUGCUUGCUCGAUAUCAACCAAGAAUGGACUACUUCCUGGAUAAAUAUACUGAACAACGGAUUGAACAAAUAUCCUCUCAAUCUGUGUCCAAUAAAGAAGUGACUUCAGCAGAGAGCAUUAAAGAUGUUGAUGUUGAUAAGAAAUUUCUCAAAGUUAUAAAAUCAUUAUUUGAACUAAAAAAACAACAAACAAAUGAAUUUUCAAAAAAGAAUAAAUUGAUCCAUACCAUAAAAAUCAGAAUAGACCGUUUGUUUAAAGAUGUAACUACUUCAAAAAACACAAAAUUUGAUAACAUUGUUGUCCUGGCAAUAGCUAAUUAUUAUAUGGGUACAAUAUACACUGAAGACCCGAAAUCGGAAAAACUUUACUCUUUAUCUAUUGCUGAAGUCUAUUAUAAGAGAUGUCUAAAAUUGUUAAAGGAAAAGGAAUUGGAACGCAAAGCUAUAGUGAUAACUAUCAGAGUACUUGAUGAAUUAUAUGAGAUUUCAUAUAAACGCGAACAAUCAGAGAAAAGUUAUUCAGUUUUAAAUACAGCAAUGGAGCUGUAUUCGGAAUAUACAAAGGGAGAAAUUGAAUAUCCUGAUCCCAUAGAUUUGACAGUUAUUCUUGGUGUAAACUUUGAAGAAGUACAAAAUCCUAAAGUUUUAUUAGAACAACUUCAUUUAAAUAUUUUAAAGAACUUAUCAUAUCUUUAUUUGGACUAUUCCGAAAAGUAUAGAAGAUUUGUAGUAUGUAUUCAUGACAUAUUAAGUAAAAGAAUAAAAGAAACAAUGUCUUCAAAUGAAAAUAUUAUUUUUUGGGCUAUCACUUCACUUGAAUUAUCUUGUUAUUUCUUGCAUAAUUAUCUGUUCACUGAAGCUAGAAAUCAUAUUGCUGCUGCAGAAUACAUGACAAAUAUAUUCCAAAUUAAUGCACGGACAAAGAAUCAAGAGAAUCCUAUAUUACAUAUUAAUUUAUGUAAAUUGUAUGAAAUUGUACGUGGUUAUAUUUCUAGAUGCUGGGCAGCCUAUGGGGUUCAGCUUUUACAUAAAUCUGAAGAGAGAUUAUUACCGAGAAAAGAAGGUAACAUAUCAUGGGAGACAGAUGAUUCAAAAUCAGAAUCAUUCAUAGAGUCAGAAAAGGAUUUAAAAUUAUUAAUAUUUACUGAUUUAGAAAAGGACUUAAAAAAUGUGACUGCUCAGUUUACAGAUAAAUAUGUAUUCUAUUUGAAUGAUGCCAAAAAAAUAUUUGUGAAUGUUUUGGAACAAUUGGAUAUAGCAGAAAAAUAUUUUGAAUUUUCUGCAGAAAAUUUGUAUUUUUUUUUUGAAAAAGCACUACUAACUUCUAUGGCAUACCAAUAUUUAACAGAUUUUUAUCAAAGCAAAGAUAGGAAAAUGAAACUGACUACACGCCGAAUAGAUGUUUUAGAAAACUCUUUACAGCAAAUAAAAAUGUAUAGUAAUACUUCGCAUACAUCGCCUAAUGAAGAAAAUAUGCUUCAUAUUUAUAUGGAAUUAACAGAUGCUUACAAUAAACUGAUUUUUAUAAAAAAAGAGUAUUAAGAACAUUUUAAUAAAAAGUUUUAGACAUUAGUAUUAUAACAAUUUUUUUAAUAAGUUUAGAUUCAUUAGAACUAUUUU